Molecule: messenger RNA, 1633 nt
Organism: Carlito syrichta (Philippine tarsier)
Lineage: Eukaryota; Metazoa; Chordata; Mammalia; Primates; Tarsiidae
Gene: RMND1
Product: required for meiotic nuclear division 1 homolog
Exons: 13
Coding region: 126-1475 (449 amino acids)
Biological process (GO): positive regulation of mitochondrial translation
Source: RefSeq, a predicted model, not a curated record
CUGACUGUCUUCUCCUCCGUCCUGCGGAGGAAGCUUGCGCCCUUGGCGCUUCCUUUUUCUCUUCCGGCGGAGAGAUGUUUUAUUAGCAACUAGGACAAUACCUGACACAUGCUUGGGAUGUGGUAAUGCCAGCCAGAUUCCUCAGUGCCCUGGCCGGAUUUCACUGUGUAUUAUCAAAAGCAUAUCAGUGCCAAAGACUUGUUCAUCUAAUGUUAAAGCCACUUAAGGAAUUUGAAAAUACAGUGUGCAGCACACAGAUCAUAUGUCAAAACUUGAAUUUAUUCUUUCCUGAAACAAUAGCUGGUGGUUUGAAUAAGUCUCGUAUCCCAGAAAUGAACCGUAAACUAUCAGAUACAAGAGUACUCUCUCCAGUAAAUGCUGAGCAUUGCCAAGAUGAAAAAUCAUACCUUCUAGCCCGGAACUCAUUUGGUACUCAGAAGAAAGUGACCCACACACCAAAUCUAUUGGGUUCUAAAUGGUUUAUAAAAAUAUUGAAGAGGCAUCUCUCAUCCGUAUCAACUGAAACAUUUGUUCCCAAACAAGAAUUUCCACAGAUCAAGAGACCACUAAAAGCAUCCAGGACCAGGCAACCAUCCAGGACCAACCUUCCAGUUCUGUCUGUGAAUGAGGACCUGAUGCACUGCAUAGCGUUUGCAACAGCAGAUGAAUAUCAUCUGGGAAGUCUGUCUCAAGAUCUGACCUCCCACGGAUACGUUGAAGUAACAAGUUUGCCUAGAGAUGCAGCCAAUAUUUUGGUGAUGGGUAUGGAAAGUUCUGCAAAAGAAGGUGAUCCUGGAACAAUAUUCUUCUUCAGGGAAGGAGCUGCUGUGUUUUGGAAUGUGAAAGACAAAACUAUGAAGCAUGUGAUGCAAGUUCUAGAAAAACAUGAAAUCCAGCCAUAUGAAAUUGCAUUGGUACACUGGGAAAACGAAGAGCUCAACUACAUAAAAACCGAGGGACAGUCAAAACUUCACAGAGGGGAAAUCAAGUUAAAUUCAGAGCUGGAUUUGGAUGAUGCCAUUCUAGAGAAGUUUGCUUUCUCCAAUGCUCUCUGCCUUUCAGUGAAACUGGCUAUUUGGGAGGCAUCACUGGAUAAAUUUAUUGAAUCUAUUCAGUCAAUUCCAGAGGCUCUAAAAGCUGGAAAGAAAGUGAAACUGUCUCAUGAAGAAGUGAUGCAGAAAAUGGGUGAACUCUUUGCCCUAAGGCACCGUAUAAACUUGAGUUCAGACUUCUUGAUUACUCCUGAUUUUUACUGGGACAGAGAAAACCUGGAAGAACUUUAUGAUAAAACUUGUCAAUUCCUUAGCAUUACCCGAAGAGUGAAGGUCAUGAAUGAAAAACUUCAGCACUGCAUGGAACUGACAGAUCUCAUGCGGAAUCAUCUGCAUGAGAAGAGGGCACUCCGCUUGGAAUGGAUGAUCGUCAUCCUCAUCACCAUAGAGGUAAUGUUUGAGCUGGGACGAGUAUUUUUCUGAUCAAGUGAUAACAAGCAUCACUGCAACAGAUAUUCAAGUUCUACAAUCAAAAGAUAAAUGUUCACUACUGAGCAAUCUCUUAUUUAAUAGGUAUUUAACUUUUUUGUUAUAAUGAUCCUUUCCAGCUCCAAAUAUAUGUGAAUAAAAAUUACAAAGAA